CUCAGCUGUGAUAACUCCCUCCGGGGUAGCAGCAGCACAGUCCCACCCAGCCUGAGGGCUCACCUCUGCUGAUGGGCCAUCAUGGACUGAAUGGCCCCAGCACAAUGGGCAGCUGCAAGGACUGAGACCAUCAAGGCUCCCAAAAUAUCCCAUGACUCCCAGGAUGACAUCAUUCCAUUGUGAAACUGCCCGCCCUGGGGGAGGGGCUGAGCAUUCCCACCUGAACCUGAGCAUAUAAAAUCUGGGUUUGGGGCCUUCUGGCAACACUUAACAGAUCCAGGGCAGGAGCAGGACUCCAAGAGGACUGUGACCACCGCUGUUGACAAGACUGCUCCCAUCACUUGGACAGAACUGUGUCCACCACUCUGACCAACAGGAUUUCCUACUCCCAAACCUUGGCCAGAUGGAGGAGGAGGCUGUGAGGAAGAGGAAGAUGCCCCGGAACACCCAGGCAGACAAGGAGCUGAGGACAGAGCCCAGGGAGGACAAAUCCCCGCGGCAGAACCUGGUGGAAGAGGCCGUUUUGAGCAGCUCCAUGGCGCAGGAAUCCAACGGGGAGGAAUACCACCGGAGAUCCCACAGGAGGAGGGGCUGCAAACGCAGCCCAGGGAGCUGCGAGGAGGAAAGACCCACCCUGUGCCGGGAUGGCGGCCGGAGAUCCAGCCAGAGCUCAAACCUGGUGGUCCACGAGCAGUGUCAUGCUAGGGAGAAACGCUUCAAGUGCUUGGAAUGUGGGAAGAGCUUCAGCCAGAGCACCAACCUGAUCUACCACCGGUUGAUCCACACCGGGGAACAGCCCUAUGUGUGUGGGGAAUGUGGGAAGAGCUUCAGCACAAGCUCCAACCUGAUCCGCCACCGCCAGGUCCACACAGGGGAGAGGCUCUAUGUGUGUGGGGAAUGUGGGAAGAGCUUCAGCCAGAGCACCACCCUGAUCCGCCACCGCCAGGUCCACACCGGGGAACGGCCCUAUGUGUGUGGGGAAUGUGGGAAGAGCUUCAGCCGCCGCUCCCACCUGAUUUGCCACCAGAUGAUCCACACAGGGGAACGGCCCUACGAGUGUGGGGAGUGUGGGAAGAAGUUUCAGACCAGCUCCAGUCUCCUCCUGCACCAGCGGAUUCACACAGAUGAGAGGCCCUUCCGCUGCCCCGACUGCGGGACGGGCUUCAGGUACAACUCCGGCCUCACCAACCACAAACGAAUCCACACCGGGGAGAGGCCCUACGAGUGUUCCAAGUGUGGGAAGAGCUUCUCCAAGAGCUCUCACUUGACCAGACACCAACAGUGCCACCAGGGAGAAAGACCCACCCUGUGCCGGGAUGGCGGCCGGAGAUCCAGCCAGAGCUCAAACCUGGUGGUCCACGAGCAGCAUCACACUAGGGAGAAACGCUUCAAGUGCUUGGAAUGUGGGAAGAGCUUCAGCCAGAGCACCACCCUGAUCCACCACCGGUUGAUCCACACAGGGGAACGGCCCUAUGUGUGUGGGGAAUGUGGGAAGAGCUUCAGCACAAGCUCCAACCUGAUUCGUCACCAGAUGAUCCACACAGGGGAACGGCCCUACGAGUGUGGGGAGUGUGGGAAGAGGUUUCAGACCAGCUCCAGUCUCCUCCUGCACCAGCGGAUUCACACAGAUGAGAGGCCCUUCCGCUGCCCCGACUGCGGGGAGGGCUUCAGGUACAACUCCGACCUCACCAGGCACAAACGCAUCCACACCAGGGAGAGGCCCUACGAGUGUCCCGAGUGCGGGAAGAGCUUUCAGACCAGCUCCAAUCUCCUCCUGCACCAGCGGAUUCACACCGAUGAGAGGCCCUUCCGCUGCCCCGACUGUGGGAAGGGCUUCAGGUACAACUCCGACCUCACCAGGCACAAACGCAUCCACACCGGGGAGAGGCCCUACGAGUGUCCUGAGUGUGGGAAGAGCUUCAGCCGGAGCAAUCACCUUAUCUGCCACCAGAUGAUCCACACUGGGGAGAGGCCCUAUGAGUGUCCCGAGUGCGGGAAGAGCUUCUCCAGGAGCUCUCACUUGACCAGACACCAACAGUGCCACCAGUAAGGGAAGCCCUGCGAGUGCCCCAAGUGCAGGAAGAGCUCCAACUUCAUCUCGCAGCAGAGGAUCCAUGUGGGGUGAUGCACAGUGACCCCCGUUGGGCAGAGACCUGGUGACCCCUGUUCCAGAUGAUCCCCAUGGUUGCGGGGAAUGUUUGAGAGAUUUAUUUCACUUCUCAUUCUCGUGCUCUGAUUUCAUUGCUAAUAAAUGCAAUCCCUGUCCCCAGA
Corvus hawaiiensis (hawaiian crow) is the source of this 2271-nucleotide messenger RNA. Its product is annotated as zinc finger protein 184-like. The transcript is spliced from 5 exons. Lineage: Eukaryota; Metazoa; Chordata; Aves; Passeriformes; Corvidae. The record is from RefSeq and is a predicted model, not a curated record.